ACAUUGUGACCUAAGAGACCUGUUUUAAUGUAGACCUGAAAAAUCGAAAUCUACUUUUGAAAUGUCAAAAAACGAAUUAUGAGCUGGUAUGUAACGCAUCGUAACGUAAUUUUGGAAACAAAUCUAGCAAUUCAAACUCGUGAAUAUCUAAGUGUUAUCAGAAAACAUGGUCGCCUAAAUUUAUGGCAACUAGGACAGAUGCAUAUCUGUUUGCUUAUUUAACACUCCAAGGUCUGCAUGCAUUAGUCAUGAUUACGCACAAGAAUCGGUUUUAUCUAUUGACCGGUAUAAAUUGGUUGGGUUUAUAAAAUAUCCGAUCAGUCCUUAUUUGUCAGUUGCCUUUUUGGUUUCAAUAGUGAAGAUUUUAAUAGCAUUUUCCUAAACAUGGGGCGCUUUGAGAUUUUUGUGUUUUUUGUUGCACUUACAACGUUCGUUUCAUCGCAAGAUUUUCGUGAGCAAUUUGGAACAGAUUCCGAGUUGUCCUGGACAAUUGACGAAACAAAAAUCGUGUUUACGGCAAAAGUUAAGGGGACUGGAUGGGUGGGGCUUGGUCUUAAUGACAAAGAACCUUGGACUGGGACGGAGGUUAUGAUUGGGGGGUGGGAUGCAAUGCCUCGACCCACAACUACGACCAGGCCAACUACUGCACCACCAACUACGCCAACAACCCAACCACCAACUACGGUAACAACCCAAUCACCAACUACGGUAACAACCCAACCACCAACUACGGUAACAACUCAACCACCAACUACGGUAACAACCCAACCACCAACUACGGUAACAACUCAACCACCAACUACGGUAACAACUCAACCACCAACUACGGUAACAACCCAACCACCAACUACGGUAACAACUCAACCACCAACUACGGUAACAACCCAACCACCAACUACGGUAACAACUCAACCACCAACUACGGUAACAACUCAACCACCAACUACGGUAACAACCCAACCACCAACUACGGUAACAACUCAACCACCAACUACGGUAACAACCCAACCACCAACUACGGUAACAACCCAACCACCAACUACGGUAACAACUCAACCACCAACUACGGUAACAACUCAACCACCAACUACGGUAACAACUCAACCACCAACUACGGUAACAACUCAACCACCAACUACGGUAACAACUCAACCACCAACUACGGUAACAACCCAACCAUCAACUACGGUAACAACCCAACCACCAACUACGGUAACAACCCAACCACCAACUACGGUAACAACCCAACCACCAACUACGGUAACAACUCAACCACCAACUACGGUAACAACUCAACCACCAACUACGAUAACAACUCAACCGCCAACUACAACUGCUGGGAAAUUCAGAAUCCUCCCCCUCCCCCUUCAAAAUCCUCGAGGGGAAUACUAUGAAAAACGUAUCGGAAGUGAAGGAACGGAUGGCCUUGGCGGCACCUACACCGGCAGCGCCUGGACCUUUGUUAGUGCAAGUGAGACCGAGGAGAACGAAGAAUUUUACACAUACGUUCAAUGGGAACGUCUCCUCGAGACCAAUUCUGAGACGGACAUCAAAAUUGUUGAUGGGCAACGGACCUACGUUUAUGUCGGAUAUGGAAAUAAUGACGACUCUCCAACGACUACCUUUACAAAUUCAUUAUGGAAAUCCAUUAAUUUAAGGAAUCCUAGUAAUUCAGCCAUGGGAAUUAGAGCAGGAUGGAUAGGAAUGAUUUCUGUGAUGCUAGUUGUAUUGUUUGGGAGAAUGUAAUUUUUUAAUAAAUAUAUUUGAUAAAAAUGUGGAGUUGAUUAUUUAA
Folsomia candida is the source of this 1792-nucleotide messenger RNA. Its product is annotated as mucin-2. Bases 385 to 1746 code for a protein of 453 amino acids. NCBI's taxonomy places the organism in Eukaryota, Metazoa, Arthropoda, Collembola, Entomobryomorpha, Isotomidae. The record is from RefSeq and is a predicted model, not a curated record. The transcript is spliced from 2 exons.